GGAGUAGACUGCUGGGCUCUUCCUCCUGUUGAAAAUUCACUGGGCACUGGAGGAGGAAAUUUUCCUUCUGUCUUCUGCCCUGAAUGUUUUCCCAAACAUGAAGGGGCUUUGGAGGCGGAGUGAGAGGCGGGUCUUGAGUAACUCAUGGGUGAAAUUACAUUUAAUUAAGGCAAUAAGUUUAUUCUUCUUGGUGGGAUUUAUAGGAGAGUUCCAAGUUUUUUCAAGUGCCUCCUCGCCAGUCAAUUGCCAGUGGGCUUCCUAUGCCCCUUGGUCAGAAUGCAAUGGUUGUACCAAGACUCAGACUCGCAGGCGGUCAGUUGCUGUUUAUGGGCAGUAUGGCGGCCAUCCCUGUGUUGGAAGUGCUUUUGAACCACAAUCGUGUGAACCUACACGAGGAUGUCCAACAGAAGAGGGAUGUGGAGAACGUUUCAGGUGUUUUUCAGGUCAGUGCAUCAGCAGAUCUUUAGUUUGCAAUGGGGAUUCUGACUGUGAAGAGGACAGUGCUGAUGAAGACAGGUGUGAGGACUCAGAAAGCAGGCCUUCCUGUGACCUCGAUAAACCUCCUCCCAACAUAGAACUUACUGGACAGGGUUACAAUGCGCUCACAGGCCAGUUUAGGAACAAAGUCCUCAACACUAAAAGUUUUGGUGGUCAAUGCAGAAAGGUGUUUAGCGGGGAUGGGAGAGAUUUCUACAGACUGAGCGGAAAUAUCCUCUCCUAUACAUUCCAGGUGAAAAUAAAUAAUGAUUUUAAUUAUGAAUUUUACAAUAGUACCUGGUCUUAUGUAAAACAUACAUCAACAGAACAUUCAUCAUCUAGUCGAGGACGCUUCCUCUUUUUUAGUUCUUCAUCUUCUUCGUACAGUUCCUCUUCAGGUACUGAAAAAAUCCUUAAGGAAAAGAGUUAUCAGUUGUUGGUUCUUCAGAACACUGUUGAAGUGGCUCAGUUUAUCAAUAACAAUCCCGACUUUUUACAACUUGCUGAGUCAUUCUGGAAGGAACUCUCCUACCUUCCGUCUCUGUAUGAUUACAGCGCCUAUCGAAGACUGAUCGACCAGUAUGGGACACAUUAUCUUCAGUCUGGGUCCUUAGGAGGAGAAUACAAAGUUAUCUUUUAUUUGGACUCAGAAAAAAUCAAACAAAGCGCUUUUGGUUCAGAGAAGAAGAAGAAAUGUGCUUCUUCACAUAUCAAGUUUUUGUUUAAAUCAUCAGAGCACGCAUGCAAGGAGAUGGAAGAGGCCUUAAAAUCGGCUGCAGGAACUCAGGGCAAUGUGUUACGAGGGGUCCCAUUUGUCAAAGGGGGACGUCCUGGCCUUGUGUCUGGCCUUAGUUACCUGGAACUGGACAACCCUGCUGGAAACAAGUUGAGAUAUUCUCGCUGGGCAGGAUCUGUGACUGAACUUCCACAAAUCAUAAAACAAAAGCUGACACCUUUGUAUGAGCUGGUAAAGGAAGUACCCUGUGCCUCUGUGAAAAGGCUAUACCUGAAACGGGCCAUUGAGGAAUAUCUCGAUGAAUUUGACCCCUGUCAUUGCCGGCCUUGUCAAAAUGGUGGCAUGGCCACUGUGAAGGGGACCCAGUGUGAGUGCCAUUGCAAACCAUACACGUUUGGUGUGGCGUGUGAACAAGGAGCCCUCGUAGGGGAUCAAGCAGGAGGGGUUGAUGGAGGGUGGAGCUGCUGGUCCUCUUGGGGCCCCUGCGUUCAAGGGAAGAAAACAAGGAGCCGAGAAUGCAAUAACCCACCUCCCAGUGAGGGUGGGAAAUCCUGCAUUGGAGAAACGUCAGAAACCAGACAAUGCGAAGACCAGGAGUUGGAGCAUUUGCGAUUGCUUGAACCACAUUGUUUUCCUUUGCCUUUGGUUCCAACAGAAUUCUGUCCAUCACCUCCUGCCUUGAAAGACGGAUAUGUUCAAGAUGAAGGUGCCAUGUUUCCUGUUGGGAAAAACAUAGUGUAUACUUGCAAUGAAGGAUACUCUCUUGUUGGAGACCCUGUUGCCAGAUGUGGAGAAAAUUUACAGUGGCUUGUUGGGAAAAUGCAUUGUCAGAAAAUUGCCUGCGUUCUACCUGCACUGAUGGAUGGCAUACAGAGUCAUCCCCACAAACCUUUCUACACCGUUGGUGAGAAGGUGACCUUUUCCUGUUCAGGUGGCAGGUCCUUAGAAGGUCCUUCGACAUUUCUCUGCGGAUCCAGCCUUAAGUGGAGCCCUGAGAUGAAGAACGUCCAGUGUGUGCAAAAAGAUGCCCCUUUGGCACCGGAAGUGCCUGAAUGUCAGCGCUGGGAGAAACUGCAGAAUUCAAGAUGUGUUUGUAAAAUGCCUUAUGAAUGUGGUCUCUUGCCAGACUCCCCCAUUGAUCAAACACCCCUGAAGCUAGAGGACAAGGAAGUCUAUUGAUGUGGUCCAUACGUGUCAGCCUCCCAGGCAGGGUGGAGAAGAGUGGAGGGUGAAUCUGGAGAGGCAAAUGGAAGAUAUCCAGUGCCCAGGACUUACUGGCCAUCUUUAAGGUUAAGAAUCAAAACACAAAUUAUUAGCCAAUUACUUGGCUUUCAAUUAGUAUGGUCACCAAAACACAUCUCCUUGAACACCUACAUUGGGUAAUGAUGACUAUGGUGGUAUCUUAUAAGAAGUAACUUCUCAUGUGAAGGAGAACAUAAAACUGAAUAGCAUAAGUGGAAAUGGUCAGCCCAGAAUCUUCUGACUGCGCUGUUAUUCUCUAUUAAUCAUUGUUUGCUUUGACUCACUUUCAUCCUCUUUCCAACUUCUCUGAUUCAUUGAGUUUAUCUGCAGCCUGUUUAUAAAUAUGGUAAGAGUUUUAACAUCAGACACUGAUAACAAGAUAGAUGGCCUUUUAAGUUCUCUGCCCUUUAAGCUGUUCUGCGUACUUCUAUGUAAAGUUUAAAUAAACAGAUAAAAAAGAAAUAGUAGGAUUUGUUUCUGUUAUGUAAAUGUCCAAAUAAAUUUAACUCUUG
Lagenorhynchus albirostris (white-beaked dolphin) is the source of this 2967-nucleotide messenger RNA. It is a transcript of the gene C7, whose product is annotated as complement C7. Gene Ontology annotation, biological process: immune response. The record is from RefSeq and is a predicted model, not a curated record. Lineage: Eukaryota; Metazoa; Chordata; Mammalia; Artiodactyla; Delphinidae. Gene Ontology annotation, cellular component: membrane attack complex. The coding region runs from base 98 to 2392 and encodes 764 amino acids. The transcript has 18 exons. Gene Ontology annotation, molecular function: protein binding.